GGUAACUUGAUUUUGACAAGAACAUUUUAUGUUUUGUAUUUUUGUACUGUAGCAUUUGAUUUAAUUUAAUGUGUUUUCGUGAUGAAAUUGUUUACGAUUAUUUAUAGAACUUUUUAGUCGUAAUUUUAUAAUUGUCAACUAUCAUGUCUUGCAAAAAAGGGGGCAAAACUAAAAAACAUUUACUCUUAGCUAAAUUAGCCACCGAUGAUAUUGGUUCUUGUUCAUUUUGUAAUCGAAAUAUUGACGAUGAAACUAUUUACGGCAAAUUGUACUCAAUCGGUGAUAUUUACUGUCAUUAUUUCUGUGUUCUAUUAUCAUGCUGUUUGAUACAAAAAGGUAAAGACAAUGAAGGUCUCUUUGGUUUCUUAUAUCCGGAUAUUGUAGCAGAAAUUGAGAGAAGUAAAAAACAUAAAUGUUCUUACUGUGGUAAAGAGGGCGCCACUCUCGGUUGCUCCGUGACACAAUGCAGGAAACAAUUCCACUUACCCUGCGGAAGAGAGAAAGAUGCUGUAUCAUUAUAUUAUGGGAAUUAUAAAUCCUUUUGUCAACUGCAUGCACCAAGACAAAAAAUCAAUUUAGAAAUAAUGGACAAAGUGAAAGAAAGGAUAUCAGCACAAAGAAAAAAAUCGAAAGAUAAAGAAAUCAGUGAUUUAAAUGAUAUACAAAUGAAUAUUGUAUGUGUGAUAUGCUAUGAGCCCGUAGAAGGCAGUCCAUCUAUAAACACAUUCUGGCCACCCUGUUGUGCGAGAGAUGCAUGGUUUCAUAGGAAUUGUUUGCAGCGCAUGGCAUUAAGUGCUGGGAUGCAUUAUUUAAAAUGUCCUUUGUGCAAUGACAAAGAGAUAUUUUUAGACGCUGUCAUGACACAAGGAUAUUAUGUUCCUGACAGAGACGCGGCAUGGGAGUUGGAACAUAAUGCGUACUCAGAGAUGUACGAGAUAAAUCUUAGUUGUUGUGCACUUGACUGUAAAUGUCCAAUGGGCAAGGAACAUGAUUCUGAUAAUGAAAAUGGAUUAUGGGAUAUAAAGUUAUGCAUAUUAUGCGGCGGUUGUGGUAUGCAUGACAAAUGUAUGGAAACAGAAAAUAAAAAGAAGGGAAGAUAUGUUUGUAUGACAUGCGCUCCCGCAGCACCUAAAGAUAUAGAUUCUCUUGCUGCUAGUAUUGAAACAGUUAUAGUGGGUGAGGAAAUUCCAUCACAAGUAAUGAGACGCGGCCCCGUGAUGCCGUGUCGUAUGUCAUUGAGACGAACUAAACAGAUAAAUAGGGCAUCAUGUUCGAAUAGUUUUAAUAUGAAACGUAUAGAUAGAAAUAAGGAAGAUGAAAAGCAAGAUGAUAUUAAAGAUGUUAAUACAUCUCGUAUGGAAUUAAAUUUAAAACCACCUAUUAGGUUAAAUUUUACACUAAUUCAACCGAAUAUAUUGAACGAUGUUGAUAACAUUUUAAUAUCACCAUUGAAAUUAUUGGAGAAAUGUUUACAUGAAAGAAUAAAGGAAAAUGAAUUUCUCGAAUUGGAUUCCAUGAAAUUGAUAAAGAUUAUGUCGGAGAAAUUUAAAAAACCAAAACCUUUGAUUGUAAAGAAGAAAAUUAUCAAUGAUUUAUUAGAAAAUGUUUUGGAUGAUUUGAAGAAAGAUAAAAUCAAAUCCAAUGAAUGUAUAAAUGAAUGGAACUCUCCUAAGAAAUGUGUCGAAAUUAAAGAUGACAAUAUUCAGAAAGAAGUUCCUUCUCAAAGUUUCAAUGAAAACCCAACUUUAAAUAUGGAAAAUUCACAAAUCAUAGAAGAACAAGACAUAAAAGAUAACACAGAAGAUAUAUUUACAACACCAAAAAAACUAAAACCGGUACAUAUACAAAAAGAUUCAACUAUGGAAAUAUCAGAAAACGAUCAAACUGUAAAAAUAGAAGUAAUAAAAAACGAAGAGAAUUCACCUAAUGAUUUAGAAAUGAAUUUUAUGAAAAAAAAUAAAUGUGCUUUCAAAUUUAAUCCAAAUAAAGAAGAAAUACACACAAACAUACAAGAUUUAGAUGUUGAAAGUUUUAAAAACCAUUAUUUGAACGAGAUAGAAAGAGAUAAAAACUGUAGCAAUAAUAAAAAAAAUAUAAAAAAUGAUGAAAAAUCAAAUAAGAAAAGAAAGUUGCCAAACAAUGAGAGAAAUUGCGACAGAAUGUAG
Papilio xuthus (Asian swallowtail) is the source of this 2165-nucleotide messenger RNA. RefSeq lists its product as uncharacterized. The record is from RefSeq and is a predicted model, not a curated record. Lineage: Eukaryota; Metazoa; Arthropoda; Insecta; Lepidoptera; Papilionidae. The transcript has 14 exons. Bases 144 to 2165 code for a protein of 673 amino acids. Gene Ontology annotation, cellular component: nucleus.